AUGGAUUCCGAAAAGCGGCAAAUAUCCUCCAAAAUGAUGGCCGCAGUCCAUUGCCGCAUCCAGAGGGAGCAGGGUCAGUUACAAGACUACGCCAAUGCCACAACAGUUUGGAGUCUACGCGAAGAAGCAGUGCUCGCCGAACUCGAGGAGGCCAACGGACAAUGUGAACAACCGACGAUACUAGAGAGGUUUCAACCAUUGUCCUCUAUUGGACUGGAGUCAUCGGAAGUGGAGCGGAAAUGGCCAGGCAUUGCUCGGUCGCAGUCAAGACCGGACGUACCACUUCAACGAGGACUCAGUGAGUCGACUAAACUACAACACGGGCUUUUUCAAGAACUGGAAAAGAAGCGUAUGAACGAACAGACCCACGAUUCCUCGACGCCGACCUUUGAGAGCCGCACCUCGGCGGUCCAAAGCAAACAAAAGGCACCCACGAAGGCGAAAACGCUUCUGGAGAUUUACUACGAGGCUAAGGCGAAAGAGAUCGGUGGCGAGCAAAAAGACGCAGUUAAUGACGAGCAGUGA
Molecule: messenger RNA, 525 nt
Organism: Colletotrichum navitas
Lineage: Eukaryota; Fungi; Ascomycota; Sordariomycetes; Glomerellales; Glomerellaceae
Exons: 1
Coding region: 1-525 (174 amino acids)
Source: RefSeq, a predicted model, not a curated record